Molecule: messenger RNA, 3340 nt
Organism: Electrophorus electricus (electric eel)
Lineage: Eukaryota; Metazoa; Chordata; Actinopteri; Gymnotiformes; Gymnotidae
Gene: minar1
Product: membrane integral NOTCH2 associated receptor 1
Biological process (GO): negative regulation of cell population proliferation; negative regulation of TOR signaling
Cellular component (GO): plasma membrane
Source: RefSeq, a predicted model, not a curated record
UGAACUCCCUGUGCAAACCGGACUCCGGAGAGCGUCACAGGAGACCAAGACCUAACGAGCGGUUUGGAAACCGUGCGAAAGGAUGCUGACUAUUAGAGUUAUUAUUAUUUUUAAUUCCGUGCCACGCUGAAGGCAUGCUGAUGGAUUAAAUGCAGCGUAAUAAUGAGGAGUGCGCGCGUUAACUUUGCCUCGCCGAACGUGUGGUUUAUAUAUUGAUUUUUUUUUUUCCUGAACCAGAGGACACCAGAUGGGAUACUGUAAAAGUUUAUCAUCUCUUCUCUAAGAUAAGAAUUGGAGCACCCAUAGUAAUGGAUGCAGUGCCAGAAUACUCCCUUUUCCUGGUACGGAUUCUGGAGGAACUAGACACCAAAUACAGCACCGUGUCCUAUCAGGAUCUGUGCAAGUCCUUGUGUGCCCGCUUUGACCUGGUCCACCUGGCAAAGCUAAGGAGCCUGCUGUUCUACACGGCAUGUCUGGACCCCAGUUUCCCUGCCACCUUAUUUAAAGACAAGAUGAGAUGUUCAGUAGAAGACCAGCAGUCCAAGAAGCUUAUGGUGGCGGCAGACAUUGUCACUAUGUUCAACCUCAUCCAAAUGAAUGGUGGUAUGGCCAAGGACAAGCUGCCAAUGAGUCACAGACCCAAAUUUCAUAAAAACCAAUCCUUCGAGUCCUGCAGAUCCGAUACGGAUGUCUACAAAUACAACGACUGCGAGAGGGCAUACAACCUCUCGGACAGAAGGUGCCACCACGUUUCACGGAACUCGCCGUGCCCAAAAUCUGACUGCAGCAGCUGCCAGGCGUUCAUGCCAAGCUCAGACCCCAACUUCCUCCUGGGGGUCACCAAGGAUCUGAAGUGUAGAGCAGCAUCGCUGGACAAGCUGCAGCACUUGCCUCAGUAUGCCAGAGCUAGCCCCCCUCCAUGUGAGAUGCAGAGCACCUACUUCCCCAUGGACAUUGACAGUGAGUCUACCACCGACCAGGACUCACUGCACAUCAACCCAGGUGGGAAGGACAUGUUCCUGCCCAACUCGGAGCCGUUCACUGUGCACUCAUGCGUGCAAAAGCGAAAUAUCUUUAAGGAGGACUUUCAUAACCUCGUUGCCUUCUCACCCCACGUGAUCUCAGCUGAGUCCAAGUCCGUUGCCAGGGAGGGGGGCGAUUACCACAGGAGGGAGUUGCAUAAGCCACCCACUUUCUUCAACCACAGCUUUGAGUUGCCAUACAGCAACCCUUACUACGAUCCUGUCAGCUCGCCCAUCCAGAGCAAAGGCAGAGUGAAGCAUGAGAGUCUAGAUGACUUGCAGGCAUCCACCUAUUUCGGGCCAACAACAGUCACAGAGUGCGUGAACACCAGGAGGACUUCUGGAAGACAGGGCAGACAGCAAGCUUGGCCUGUCAAGAGCCUAAGCCUCAAUGCAGAAGAAGGCCCUGACUUUGAAAGGUCCUUCUUGAACAGCAAAGUUCCAAAAGACAAUCACCGCCAUAACAUCAGCACCAUUGACAACAACCAACACUUUCAGUGUGCCAAAGAGAUGUCCACAGCCUCUCCCUCAGGCUUCUCCAAGAAGUCCAAUGGACCAAAAAUGAAGGAGAUGAAUUCUGUUGCAUGUGGCCCAAGUGUUGAAAAGAGAGAAGGAGGGAAGAGGUUCAAAGACAAGAGUAUCAACUGUCCUUCAAUCCAGGCUACUAACAUAGACAAUGGACUUAGUGUGGGGACACAGACAGAACAGGCUGAACAGAGGAAGCUGAAAGACUACAGCAUUCCCAGCAAGUAUGGGGAGAGGCCAUCUUUCAAACACUCAGAAGAGGACUGCGAGAUCAUAAGCGACGAUAUUAGUGACAUAUUUCGCUUCCUGGAUGAUAUGAGUGUUUGUGGUUCCAUUGGAAUCACCCAGUCAUCCUGCUACAAUAGUAAUGGCUCCCUCUCUCAGGUGACCAAGUCAGAUGGUGACAGCUCACCUGAAUGCAAUACGAUCAAACUGGGCAAGCCUGUCAUGAAGCUGGAUCGUCUCUUGAACUCUCUGGAGAACCCUGAUGAGGAGCUGAAAGCAAGCGUCAGCAAACUGGUGCUCAGGAUUGGUGAGAUUGAGAAGAAGCUUGAAUCUCUCUCGGGAGUGCGAGGGGAGAUUUCACAGGUCCUCUCAAAGCUCACUAGGUUGGAUGAGAAGAUCCAAGAGCCAGAGGCAAAUGGGAAACCCAGCGACGGCGGCCUGGUGCAGCCAAUCCAGACGGACACGAACCUCUCGCCCCACGUGUUUCAGUGCCACACCACUGGUCACAAUGUCAAAGUGGAAACGAACGCAGAGUGGGGUUGCUCGGACACCAGUGGCAGCGAGAGCCUCAGGGUGAAAGCCCUGAAGAAGAGCAUGUUCACCCGCAGGUCGUCAAGGUCGCUGACUGAAGAGAACAGUGCCACCGAAUCCAAAGUGGCCAGUAUCACCAACUCACCUCGAGACUGGAGGACAGUCUCCUAUUCUAGCCAUCCAGUGGAGGAGGUUAAAGAGAAGGACAGGCAUGGCGAAGGCAAGGACCGGCACAGGAAAGCCAAAGAGACAGAUCGGCAGUACGACCCUCACCAGGCUCAUCGUUCCUCCAAGGCUCCCAAGGACUCAUACCUGGUGGAGCAAGUCUUCAGCCCACACCACUUCCUUCCUUCAGCCAAGUCCCACAUGAAGGGCAGUCCCCUCUACACUGACCUGCGACUCACCGGCCUCUCCGAGGCCAAGCGACCACAACCCUCCUGGACCAUAGAGGAAUUCAAACGCAACUCAGGAGACAAGAGCAAACUCAGUGCGCUGGAGCUACAGACCCAGGAGUCACUCAACCCGAACAAUCUGGAGUAUUGGAUGGAGGACAUCUACACACCGGGCUACGAUUCGCUGCUGAAGCGCAAGGAGGCGGAGUUUCGCAGGGCCAAAGUGUGUAAGAUUGGUGCUCUGAUUGCGGCAGCGGCUUGCACUGUGAUACUGGUCAUCGUUGUGCCCAUUUGCACUAUGAAGUCCUGAGAUUUUUUUCUACGUUGCCACUGAAACACACAGCAUCUUGUUUUGUUGAGGCAAAGCUGGGGUUUGUGCCUAGAUUAGGCGCUUUUUGUGCAUAUAAUGGAACUUUCAGUAGUGAUUGUCCAUUCCAAGGACUCAUACGACCAGUGUUUGGUUUAAUCCAGGAGAAAGCAACUGGCUUUAAAGUGUAACAAUCUAACAAGAGUGUGAUGGAGUAAGUGCUACUAAUAGAAUUUACUACUGAAGAUUGGUGUUUCAGUUUUGUCUUUUUAAUUUCUAGUUGUUAAUAUUUGACUUAAAAAUUAUUUCUUAACAUAGAUGAGCACUUUUAUGGAGAA